Molecule: messenger RNA, 2958 nt
Organism: Electrophorus electricus (electric eel)
Lineage: Eukaryota; Metazoa; Chordata; Actinopteri; Gymnotiformes; Gymnotidae
Source: RefSeq, a predicted model, not a curated record
AUGACAGAAACCAGCUCCUCGCAGAUAGGCACUGUCAGAUAUGGUAACCUGGAGAGAUUAAACUAUUUUAGAAAAGAGGAAUUCGAAGUGGACUGGGUCAAAGUGGCUGAGCGUACAUUUGGCUGCGUCUACAAGGUCAAGCUCAAACUCAAACAGGAGAAGUGUGCCAUUAAGACUUUGAGCUCCAGAGAUUACAGGAGCAUGUUGCGGGUCUCAGAAAUAGCAAAGGCAAAAUUGAAGUACUUGGUAUCAAUCUAUGGGCUUUGCAAAGACCCACCUGCAGUCGUGAUGGAGUACAUGAAUAGAGGCUCUCUGAACAACCUUCUCCCGACUCAUGUUCUGACAUGGCCUAAGAAGUUUCAGAUGGUCCAUGAGGUGACAAGGGGCAUGGACUUCCUCCACAGCAUGAAGCCCCAUCUCCUUCAUCUGAACCUGAAGCCAGCCAACAUCCUUCUUGAUGAUCGUCUCCAUGUUAAGUUAUCUGAUUUUGGGUUAAUUACAUGGGAAGAAACGUCAGGAAAGAUGACAUUCAUCGAGCAUUUGGCAGCUCGUGGAAACAUUAGCUAUAUUCCACCAGAAGCCUUCACCCAGAACCCUGAACCUCCCACGGCCAAGUACGAUGUUUACAGCUUCUCCAUUGUGAUGUGGGAGAUUUUAACCCAGAACCGACCAUACCAAGGAGUGAAUAUGACAGAAAUACUGAUCAGGGUGACAUCUGGCAAAAGGCCUGGUGUCGAGAAGAUCCCGGAUGACAAGCCUCCAGAGUGUGAGGAAAUGCUGGCUAUUAUGCAACAGUGUUGGCACCAGGAGUCCAGCCAAAGGCCUGCCUUCAGUGACAUGGUGUGGAAGAUCGAAGCCCUGAGUGAUGUACUGAAACUUCCAGACAUGAUUUCAGGCAGAGAAACAAAGAAGUCUCUCCGAUGUAAGCCACCUUUGCCUGCCUUGUCGAGGGGGGACUCAGAAGAUAUGCCGAAUGAGAAGUCAGAAGGUUCGAGUCCUAGUAUUUACUCUUACCUGAAACGGAAGGAUUUCGAAACCUUCAAGCACGUUGUAACUAAAGAGCACGUGUCGAUGGUCUUCAAGGACAACAACUCCCUCCUGCACCAUACCGCUGCCAGCGGUGACGCUGAAAGUGUAAGGACCGUGUUGGACCUGGGUGCCUCGGUCAACUGCCAGAGCAGCAAAGGAUACUCGCCUCUCAUCAUCGCCACGCUGCAGAAGUCCCACGACAUCUGUGCCCUCCUGAUUGAGCGUGGCGCUGCCAUCAACCACGGUGACAAGGACCUCUGGACGGCGCUACAUUUUGCCGCGCAGGGCGGCGAUGACCGCGCCGUCCGUCUGCUGCUGGACGCUGGCGCGAGCGCCGAUGUCAAGGACAAGGACAGUUGGACGCCCCUUCACUUGGCAUCUCAGAACGGCUACGAGGGUGUGGUGCGUCUCCUGCUCCCGCGCUUGGAGGCCGUGGACAAGCAGGAGGCAUGUGAUGGGAGGACGCCGCUGCAAGUGGCCUGCAUGUACGGUCACCUGCGCAUCGCCAAGCUACUGCUGGCCAGGGGCGCCUACGCGAACGCGGCGGACAGUGGCCAAGCCACUGCGCUGCACCUGGCGGCCGGCGAGGGCCACUUCCGGUUGGUGCGUCUGCUGCUGUCGAGUGGGGCGUGUACCAACUGCGUGGAUGGGUGCGGCUACUCUGCUCUGCACCUGGCCGCUCGCCGCGGCUGCACCGGCAUCUGUAGGCUACUGCUGAGCCGCGGCGAGGAUCCUGACAUCCAGACGCACCAGGGCUGGACGCCCAUGCACCUGGCCGCGCUCAAGGGCCACCACGACACAGUGCUGCUGCUGGAGGAACGUGGGGGGAUGUUGGACGCCCGUGGUGAGAAUGGGUGGACGCCGCUGCACCUGGCCUGCCACCACGGGCGGGAGGAGGCGGCAGCCGUGCUGCUCACCGCUGGCGCAGACCCCAACCUGGCCGAGAACAGCGGCUGGACGGCCCUCCACCUGGCCUGCCACAAUGGCACAUUCCCUACCGUGCUGCGCCUCAUCUCCCACCAGGCUGACGUCAACGCCCAGAACGACAGUCAGAACACGCCUCUGCACCUAGCUGCACAUGCCGGCAAUGCUCCCGUGGUCAAAGCCCUGCUGAUGAAUCACACCAACAGGGACAGAGUAAACUCCAAAGGUCUCACAGCCCUUGCCAUAGCUCAGCAGUGCCAACACGAGGAGAUCGUGCAGUUACUGAACAUCUCAGACAUAGCUGAGCGAGACAUCACAAAAGCAGCACAUAAUGACAGAUAAAUGCAUUAGGAUGGAAGACGCAUUGAUUUCUUAUAUUGAUUCUUUUCCUCUGCAUAUCCUGCCUUAGCUGUCGCUAUUCAGAUUUAUUCUUCUCGUGUUGUUAAUAUAUUUUUAAUCGAUCAAGCACCGGGGGAUUUGACGUGAUGUCUCACUGAACGGAAUGAAAAGCCACUUCCAGACCAUGGGAGCCAGUAGGGAUUCAUCUCCCCAGAGCGGGAGAGCGGCACCUCCGCCGAGCUCCAAACGUAAGCGGCCACGUUGUGCCUUCAGAGCUGCGUGAGUCACCCCUGCUAGGAACCAGUGUCUUACUGAGCCAAGGAAAAUAAUCUCAUUGCAAAGGAAUGAAGUCUGUCUUUGCAAUUCCAGUGCCUCCAGGCACUUCCACGGCCGAGUGCGCGGGACUGGACUACCAGCAUUCUUCCCGUUCCUCUGCAAGUUCAUCCUGCUCACUGCCGUCUGUUGGCUUUUGUCUGUAUAUCCUCCCGGUGCAUGAGCUGUGUAAACAGUAUUUAUUUAUAAUAAGUACAUAUCAGUGUAUAGCUAUAAAACAUAAUAUCAUACCAAAAAUACUCCAUUAAACAUAUAGUACUGUAGUACUACACAUACUGUAAAUGUGUAGACUAUCAUGUAUGCUAUUUUUCUCCAGCUUAAUACAUUUUUCUA